CUCAGUUCAACCCAUUUAUCCCUCUCUCUGCAAUAUUCUCAUUUCCAUAGUAACUCGGGAGCAAUCGCGAUUUGCAAUUGUAAUCCAUCGAUCGGCGAUCGGAUUCCGUCUACGAGAAUCGUUCGAGAAAGAGAGGAGGCAGAUUAUCUCUAAUUUUUAGGGGGGAAGAAAAAAAUGGCGAACCUUCCUAAUUCGCUCUCCAUGAAUGCUCCUUUCGGAGGACCUGGCUCAAACCCUGGCGCCGCAGGAGCGCCUGCAGGAAAGGAGCGGAGAUUGGCGUCUGCCGAGCACUUGGUGCUCGAGCUAAGCAACACGGACCUUCGAGAGAACGCUCUCCUCGAGCUCUCCAAGAAGAGAGAAUUAUUCCAAGAUUUGGCUCCAUUACUGUGGAACUCCUUUGGAACAAUUGCUGCACUCUUGCAGGUAAACCAUCUAUAUGUAGUUUCCUUGUAUUACAUAUUUCAAAUCAUAUGGACCUUUUCAGGAUAUGUUUUUGUGUCUAUAAAAUUCCCCAGAAUAUGCUGGCGAUUAUUUUGCUUAGGUUUUGUUGUCAUGGUCUGCGCAAAAGCCUUUAACUAUGAUAGCUGUAAUCCCUUCUAUAUUGUGUAAAAUUUAAAUGUUAUUUUACCUAUAUUUCAAAGUUGAGGGGGGCUACAGCCACUCGUAGCUUCAACCUAGCUCCACAACUUAAGGUUAGUCGAGGAGAUCUUGAUGUCCUACGUAUCUGAAUACUUGCCUUGAGUUAGAAGGCCUUAAUACCACUAUUUACCCUCCUGUCGACAUGUAGUUGAGAUUGCUACUGGGUUGAAUGAUCCACCUUUGUGGAUCACAGUUAGUAGAGUCCCUGUAAACAAAUAAGGUAUCACUGGGGUGCCAACUGUGUUGUAUAAUGUAUAGUUAUUCAGUUGCAAUGUGCUUUAAACAUGAAGUCGUUUCUUUCCGUUUAUCAAGUCCAUGAUGCUAAUUACGGUACAAGUGCAUUGUACAGCAAAUACUCCAAAUUAAUGGUUGUAUGCAAAAUAUGUAGUUUUGGACUUCUGUAGGCCUGUUUUCAUUAGGUACCACCCACUUCAAUAUUGCAAGUGUCAAGGAUUAUAAACGUUUCUUCUUUAGCAAAUACUCAUUUUUACUUUCCUGUUUGCAGGAAAUAGUUUCUAUAUAUCCUGUUUUGUCCCCACCAAACUUAAGCCCAGCUCAAUCAAAUUGGGUCUGCAAUGCCCUUGCUCUGCUACAGGUUAUAUACUUUGUUGCUUUCCUUCGGUUUUGGAUGGUGAUUAUGUAUUUAUGUUCACUUCUACUACCUCGUUUACCACUACUGCACUUUUAUAUGCUUCCACUACAUACACAGUAUUAAAAUAAUCGUGAGUCAAUUAAUGAUAAUUUUUGCUUGGGUGAGCUGAAUAUGUCCAUACGUGAUAUAUGUUCACAGCUCAAUCGUUUAAGAUCAGUUCUGCAGAAUAAUUAUAGUACUUUUGACAAAGAAGUCUGUAACAGAUAAUUUGGUUUCGAAAUAGUCAAUCAAAUCUUCAUGUUUGCGCUUAAAUAUCUUAGACAUUAAUUAUAGUGCUUCUGACACAAGUCUGUAACAGAUAAUUUGGUUUCAAAACAGUUAAUCAAAUCUUCAUGUCUGCGCUUAAAUACCUUAGACAUUAAUUAUACUAGGUCUUUAAGUUUAGACUAGACAACCUGGACAAUUGGAGGUUUAAUUGACAUAUAUUUGAAGAAUCAUCUUCCUUUUUCUUUCUUUCUUUUAAUGUCAAGUCAUUAAAGAGAUUUCCUAUUACAUAUUGGAUAACUUGAGUUAUCGUUGCUUAUUUAAGAGGAUAUUGCUGAUGCUUCAUAAUCUUCUCUUUUACCUUACAGUGUGUUGCCUCUCAUCCGGAUACAAGGAUGUUGUUCCUUAAUGGUAAUAAUCUUGUUUCAUUAGUCACCUGUUCAAUAAUCCUGCAACAUAUAUGUAUACUCUUUAUCCUAUACUGUGGCGAUGUAAACCUCCAAAGAUGGCAUUUUAUAAGAACAUCUCUUUGGAUAACAUCUUGACAUGUGUGUCGUAUUCUUCUGAAACUGUUGAUUUGCAUCUCAUAUACCUCUUUAUCUGUAUCCUUUCCUCAAUACAACAAACAAGUCAAGGCCUUUUGAGUACUUGAGGCUUACUAGUCUAGGGGUCAUUGGUGCUUUGGUGAAGGUAUUUCUUAUUUCUCAUGUUCCAUUGUAUCACUUGUGAUUGCUAAUAUGCUCCUACAGACAAUGUAAAGUUCCUUCAUUCCCGCAACAUCAUACAAAAUUUUCUUUCGAUUUACCAGGUUGAUGACACUGAAGUCAUUAGUUUCCUUCUCUCAACUGAAAUAAUCCCCUUGUGUCUGCGUACCAUUGAGAUGGGGAGUGAAUUGUCAAAGACGGUUGGUGCUCUUAUUCUAUGUCUUCUUUAUAUCUUUAAUAAAGUGAGUGGUCAUCCAGUUCCCAUCCAAAUAACGGUUGCAAGCCCUCUUAUGUUUUAUUUUUUUUCACAAUAGUUGUGACAUUGGAAACUCGGUGAAAAGUUUGUUCCACUUGAUGGUAGGUCGCAACUUUUAUAGUCCAGAAGAUAUUACUGGACGAUGUGGGUCUUGAUUACAUAUGCACUACAGCAGAAAGGUUUUUCGUGGUAGGAAGAGUUCUGGGCAACAUGGUGACAACGCUUUUUGAACAGCCAUCUCCUAGGUUGCUGAAACAUAUCAUCAGAUGCUACCUUCGACUAUCUGACAAUCUCAAGGCAUGUGAUGCACUAAGGAGCUGCCUGCCGGAAAUGUUGAGAGAUGCCACCUUCAACAGUUGUCUUCGCGUAAGAGACCCCCUCGUCAUAUUAUUUAUGUGUGUAUGUUCUCCCUGAAGGAAGGGCAUUGAGUAGCCUCACGAUAUAAUUGAUGUUACAUGACAUAUUUGCAGGAAGAUCCGACCACAAGGCGAUGGCUGCAACAAUUGCUUCACAACGUCGGAGUGAACCGCGUUCCUACUAGACUUCAGGGCGGUGGAGGAUUUGAGCAUAUGUUGGUAAACUAGAAUCAUCAACCUGGAACAUGCAAUGAGGUCGAGUUUACCUUCCUGUUGGUGGUGUUGAUGUUAGGAUAAAAGUAAAAAGGAAUGGAAAAUGCUGGUGGUUGUAGUCGUAAGGCCAUUCUUGUCUAUGCUUCUAUCUCAAAGGAUGAAGCCUGUAACUUGUUCAUUUAAAUUUUAAAAUGUGGUCAGUGGGUUGGUUAAUUCAAAUUGGACUGUAGAUAAGAUCGAAUAUUACUGUCUUCUUGUAUGCGGGUUAUUUUGUGUUUGGUUUUCAAAGAAAAACGGUAUGAAAAAGGGCUACCGCUUGUCCGUCUUAUCGUAAGACUUGAUUCGUGAGUUGUGACUGAACUGGUAACAGAUUAUGGCACAGUGGAUUGAUUCAUUGAACCAAUGCCAUAGUGAUCGAUAAGGCAAUGAAUGUUGUAGGACUCA
This is a messenger RNA of Linum trigynum, 3468 nucleotides long. Lineage: Eukaryota; Viridiplantae; Streptophyta; Magnoliopsida; Malpighiales; Linaceae. The record is from the annotation of a GenBank genome assembly.